AUGCCUAACGUUUCCAAACAAAGCCAGCAAGGUUCUCGUAUAAGACUUCCACCAAUCAGCAAAAUACUCGAAAACAUCAAAGAUUUUGCUCAGCAACAUCCGUGGUGUGUACGGUCAGAAUACUAUGAUUCAAAUGUUCCUUACCCGUGUGGGAGAGGUUUGAUGCAUGAUUUAACCGUUUACCAUUUGAAUUCGGGAAAGACAUUCGUCAAUGAUGGUACCCGCACACCAAUAGGCACCGUCGUACAUACUGUUCCGUGUAAUAAUGAUGUGUACAGAUCAUAUACAAGCGAAACGGAGGAUGACAACCGCAGAGUAUCCGAGAGCUCCAUAGAUAUGCUAACGACAGUUGCAAUACAGAGACUUGCAGAGGAGCGCGAAUCAUCAAUAGCAUCAACAGCAACAACAACGGCAGACGAAUUGGUCGAUGUUGAACCAUCAAACACCAAGUGGCCUACGGUUGUGACAAAGAGCAAAGCUGACACAUCUGAGCCAUGCACACCGCUAAUCAACCACGUUUCAAAACCAAAAGCAUCUGUGACCACGACCCAACAGAGAAAAUGUCAACAAUGUGGGAAGACUUCAACGCCAGAAUGGCGUAGAGGCCCCGUGGGACCACGCACCUUAUGUAAUGCAUGUGGUCUCUUCUAUUGCAAACUUGUCAAGAAAGUUGGAGAAAGAAUUGCUCGUGAGAAAUUGUUGACUAGAAGUAGAGUUGGUUAAAAUGCAUGUUGAAAGCGUG
Messenger RNA from Williopsis jadinii, 742 nucleotides. RefSeq names its product GATA-type transcription factor. Bases 1 to 723 code for a protein of 240 amino acids. Gene Ontology annotation, biological process: regulation of DNA-templated transcription. Gene Ontology annotation, molecular function: sequence-specific DNA binding; zinc ion binding. The transcript is spliced from 2 exons. The record is from RefSeq and is a predicted model, not a curated record. NCBI's taxonomy places the organism in Eukaryota, Fungi, Ascomycota, Saccharomycetes, Phaffomycetales, Wickerhamomycetaceae.